UCUCGCAUGACUGUAACCCGACUACCAGUAACACGGACACGGGUACGGUUAGAGUGCGCGGAAUAGUAUAAGCAAUUCGUGUAUGUAGAAUUGAAAACAGUUUUCAAUUUCAAUAACGGUCUUUGUAUAUACCGGUGCCUAAGAGAUCUAUAAGAAAAAUAAUUCAGCAGCAAUGUCGAGUACACGAAGAUAGAACUGAAGCGUUUGCUUUUUCACUGUCCUUGGGACAAUGCCAUCCAAUAAGUCAGUAUCAGACGCCCCAAUCACACAGUUUCUAAACUGCAGGAUCCUGAAGGAGCAGGACCUGCGGAGAGAGGAUCUUUGGGUGCGGGAAGGUACAAUUCUGAACCCAGAGAAGCUGUUUUUUGAUGAGAAAGGGUAUGCAGACAUUCAGAUCGAUUGUCAGGGCAGUAUAAUCGCUCCCGGAUUUAUCGAUGUGCAGAUAAACGGAGGCUAUGGCAUAGACUUCUCCUCAGCAACAGAUGAUGUCAAACGUGGGGUCUCAUUGGUUGCUAAGAAAAUACUGGCUCAUGGUGUCACCUCUUUCUGCCCAACUUUGGUGAGCUCUCCACCUCACAUCUACCACAAGGUACUGCCUGAGAUCAGUAUCCAGAAUGGAGGGGCUGAAGGAGCAGGGAUACUGGGGGUUCAUCUGGAAGGCCCUUUCAUCAGUCAGGAGAAGAAGGGCGCCCACCCAGAGCAGUGCCUGCGCUCCUUCCAGGCUUCGGGCUUCCAGGACCUGCUGGACACCUAUGGGUCGCUGGACAAUGUGGCCCUCGUGACGCUGGCCCCUGAGCUGCCCCGCAGUAAGGAGGUGAUCCGAGAGCUGGCACGCAGGGGAGUCACUGUGUCACUCGGGCAUUCUGUGUCUGACCUGUCCCAGGCUGAGGAAGCUGUUCAGCAGGGAGCCACCUUCAUCACACACCUCUUCAAUGCCAUGCUGCCUUUUCACCACAGGGACCCCGGCAUUGUGGGGCUGCUGACCAGUGACCAGCUGCCCCCCGGACGCUUUGUGUACUACGGCAUGAUCGCAGACGGCAUCCACACCAAUCCUGCAGCCCUUCGCAUAGCCCACCGCACCCAUCCCACAGGUCUGGUUCUGGUGACAGAUGCCAUCCCCGCGAUGGGGCUUCCCCCAGGCAGGCACACUCUGGGGCAGCAGGUCAUCGAGAUCCAGGGGCUCAAUGCCUACGUAGCAGGCACCAAGACUCUGUGCGGGAGCAUCGCUACCAUCGAUAUGUGUGUGUGCCACUUCCUACAGGCUUCAGGCUGUACCGUGGAGGCGGCUCUGGAAGCAGCUUCUCUCCACCCGGCUCAGCUGCUGGGGGUCAGUGACAGGAAGGGGACGCUGCACUAUGGCUCAGACGCGGAUUUUGUUUUCCUUGAUGAUUCUUUGAAUGUGAGAGCUACAUUCAUCGCUGGGGAGCAGGUGUGGAAGAAAUGACCUCUUAUUCUGCAGAGCACAGUGGCAUAACUCUGGAAAGCCUAAUACAAACACACACCUAAAGAAACUGUUUUAAGGUGUUCCUUCUUACCUGCAAUAGAUGUCAUACAAUGCUGUCGCGGAGCACAGCUUUUAGUAAUAAUGACAGUCAAAUAAUUAAUUACUACAGAAAACGAGAGAUCCCUCCCCAAGCACAAUAAGGGUCUACAAGCAGAGGCUUGUUUUAAAGGUUACUUGAAAGGGCUGUACAAUCAACAUGUUCCUAAUGCAUGUUCGUACCUGUUUUUUGUUUGUAUAAUUAUCUGUUGUUAUUCUGUUUCUGCUCAGACCCUUAUUUACCAGGCUUACUCACUCAUGUCUUUUUUCAACCACGUUUUUCAGAGAAGUAACAACCAGGAGUGUGCAUCUACAAUGCCUCCCUGUGCAACUGUGGCAGCUAUGUUAGUUGAUAGGUAAUCAUUGUACAAAAAAGUGGGGACAGAAAUUACAGCUGCACACCCCUAGCUGUCAUUUUUUCAAACCACAUUAUGUCAAAAAAGGUAUUUUCUGGAAUAGUUAGUAAGCCUGUUAAAUAUUGAUCUAAGCAGAAAAAUCAACAGAGAAUGAUAUGAAAUACACAGACUAGGGUAUUAAACAGGUAGGACAUGAAAACAAUAGAGAAUUAUAUGGAAUACACAGGGUAGGGUAUUAAACAGGCAGGAAAUUAAAUCUUUUACAUGUAGACAAAACUUUUAUACCUUUACAGUCUUAGUCUGCAAACUGAAGCUAAUAAUUAUAGCGAUUUUGUACUACUUCAAUAAUAUCACUUCAGGUAUUUACUUGCAGUAGCACAGAGAGCUGCCUAGAUGGCGCACUUGAGCCAGUGCCUGUCAGACACGAUGGCUGCACCUCGUGACAGAAAAUCUCAACCACAAACAACACAUUAAAUUGGACUGAGUGCAGCCCACAUACCCGAUUACAAUCAAGUGCAGGCCAGGUAGAAUUCAUUGUCCAGGGGAGAUUUCUUGUGUAUCUCGCAUGAACAGCCCAGGGAAGAAGGAAUCUCUAAGCACAGCUUUGAUGCAGCAUGUAUACUGUUCUUCAGAUGACCUUUGACUUUAAUUGUAUUUGGAAGUCAGUGUUCUUUUUAUGAGUAAUCUGUUGUAUUAAAAAAAGAACCUGGUUCACCACAAUAAAAGCAUAUCUAUCUAUCUA
This is a messenger RNA of Acipenser ruthenus (sterlet), 2638 nucleotides long. RefSeq names its product N-acetylglucosamine-6-phosphate deacetylase-like. Gene Ontology annotation, biological process: N-acetylglucosamine catabolic process. The transcript has 12 exons. The coding region runs from base 230 to 1444 and encodes 404 amino acids. The record is from RefSeq and is a predicted model, not a curated record. NCBI's taxonomy places the organism in Eukaryota, Metazoa, Chordata, Actinopteri, Acipenseriformes, Acipenseridae. Gene Ontology annotation, molecular function: N-acetylglucosamine-6-phosphate deacetylase activity.